Messenger RNA from Paramecium primaurelia, 297 nucleotides. Lineage: Eukaryota; Ciliophora; Oligohymenophorea; Peniculida; Parameciidae. The record is from the annotation of a GenBank genome assembly.
AAUGUAAAUACUAGUGGAUUAAAUUAAGAAAGAAAUUUUGAUUGGUAGUUGGGCUGAGUUGGGUGUUAGCUUUGGAGAUUAUUAAUAAGUUAUUUAAAAUGGCGAUUAUAAAAAUCGUUAAAAUGUGUUAGAUGGAAUAUUUUGAUAUAAGAGAAUUAAUAAUUUAUAAUUAUGUAAAAUCUGAAUAAUGCAUUAUUUUAAGUGGCGGUAGUUAAUAUGAUGAAGGAGUUUAGAUUAGUUGGACUGAGUUGAUUGAUUGGUUAAAGGAUUAUUCAAAAAUUACCUUUGCAGUUUGAG